Molecule: messenger RNA, 10089 nt
Organism: Caenorhabditis auriculariae
Lineage: Eukaryota; Metazoa; Nematoda; Chromadorea; Rhabditida; Rhabditidae
Source: the annotation of a GenBank genome assembly
AUGAUUUGGUACGCCCCCGCCGUCUGUUGCCAGCCUGUUUGCUUGGCCGAAUGCAAGUGAGUUGUGCUGUAGUGCAGAGCGUCGCGGGUUCGCUCCCCGUAGACAGCCAGUGAAGUUAAAUUGAGCAUAUAACCUAUUAUUGAUGAGGAUAAUAGCGAUCUGAGGCUUUUGCCCUGCAGCGUUCUGCUUGUAUUGUGAUUUUUUAUGUUUAGAAAUAAAUUUUGAAAAAUAGGCGAAACAAAGUUGCAUCCUGAAUCGCUCCUACAAAAAUCAACCUUCGUCCGAUUUUUCACUUUUUUAAAAAUUUUUUCAUUCCAUUUUGAAAAAUUUCAAUAUAUUAAAAACUUUGAAAAAAACUUAUAGUCUGUUCAAAAAUUCCUUUGCAGGGUUAUCCAAAAAAAUAUCAAAGCGAUUUUUUUGUUUUCGGCAUAGUUAUUUGGUCUCUACGCAUCGAGAUCUUUAUACUUUAUACUUCUUCAUCAGUCCAAUAUUGAAUCUCGAAAGAACUAAGAUUACACACUUGUGACCGCGGUACCGCAAAAAUUCUAUAUGCAAAAUUUUUUUUUAAAAACAAACGAAAGAACAUUUUUGGUGUCGCUGUGCAUGGUCGCUCCAACGUAAUUUCUAGAGAACUCUUAAGAGAAUAACCAACUCUCAAAUGACUGCUAGGGAGCCGCUAAGCAGUGUAGAUUUACGAAAAACUUGUUCAAAUUUGGAAAUUUUCGAAUUUCAAUUUUCAGUUUUUUUAUAUCUAAGAUUUUCAUGAACUUUAAAUUCCAUUUGAUGAAAGAACAUUUUUUUUUCUUCGAAAACUUGGUUGCUCCGAAUGCUCGUUAUGAAAAAUGCGUUUUGUAAAACGAAAAGUAAAGCCACCGGUAUUUGUACAGAUUGCCUCACGGUAAAUCGACCCCAGAUUUCUCAACGGGGCGCGCUUUCUUCCAUCCCAUUUUUUUCUUAUUUAUUUCUUCAUUGCAAAUAUGUUUCUGUUCUAGUUUUUUUCUACUCUUUCUAUUGUUAUUCAUUUUUCACGCUGUCGUAUCGUACUUUCAUAGAGCUAAUAUUCAAUUUUUUAGAUUUUCGAAUCAAAUUUUUCUCAAAAAAAUUUCGGAGUCAAGGUAUGACCUUUCGAAGCGCAGCCGCACACAAGAGAAUGCGCGCGCGGUGUGGUAUAGUCUAUUCAGAUUUUGAAUGUCAAGUGCAAUGACGUCAUUCAAAAACACUCUGUGGAUGGCUCGCUCUCUGAUUGGUUUAUCGCACCAUCAGGAGCGGAGCUUGAGCGACGACUUGAAAUUCAAAAUCUCAACAGACUAUAUUGUGAUCUGGCGACUGCCGAAGCAACGGCAGCGAGAAGCAGUGGCAUGGCGGCGGAUCGGUACUAGCGAGGUGGAUUUUUAAUGUGCCUUUACAAGACCUGGGAAAGCCUGUAUUUGCAAAGGAGGAAUAUACGUUUGUCCACUGGUGAAUCGAUAGGUAGAUACAAGUAGGUACCGGGUAGCGACUCAAGUCAAUCGGCGAAUGCUAAUCGGUGGUCAUUUGUAUGCGACCGGGUACUAUCUCACCUUUGUCAUGAGCUCGAAACUGAUGAAAACGAAACCGUUUGAAAAAAUUUGUAUGCUUAGAAUUCGAAUUUUGUAAUAAUUUCACUGAACGAAUUAAAGAUCCAAAAAUCUCAAAAAUUAAAUCUUAGCUCUAUGAAAGCACGAUACGACAAUGGGAAAAUGAAUAACAAUAUAUUGCAAACUUGCAUCCUCCAACCGUUAUAACUUUUCCGCCGUUAUAACUUUUUCAUCAGGGCACAAUUUAUCGCAUGCCAGUUUUUCCACCCUUUUCAAAACGCCGUGCAAUAGAAAGAGUAGAAAAAAAUAGAACAGAAACACAUUUGCAAUGAAGAAACGAAUAAGAAAAAAAAAUGGGAUGGAAGAAAGCGCGCCCCAUUGAGAAAUCUGGGGUCGAUUUACCGUGAGGCAAUCUGUACAAAUACCGGUGGCUGAAAAGUAAUACUAAAGAGUUAAUUUUUACAGAUGUCAGUAGAACAGUUCAUCAACGAUGAGCUGCUCUCGAUUGUGGGUAUCAGCGACCGAACAAUAUGCCAGUUUGUGCAUUCUAUGGCGAGAAGAAGUAAAAGCGCCGCAGAUCUAGUAGAAAAAUUACAAGAUGGAGCGUCCUUUGACAUAACUCCAGCAGUAAGAGCUUUCGCUUCUCAACUCAUGGACAGAAUGCCAAAAGCUGGUAAGUGAUUUUUUCUUGAUGUUGUCAACACAAUCUUUCAGCGCCCGUAUCACAGAGAAACAGAGGACCAUCGGCUGCAGAACAACGCGCUUUUGAAAUGAGUCGCCUAAACAACUCCAUGUCUCUUUUGGAUGACGACGCUUCGAAUGGAAAGCGUCGUAACGUUCGGAAGCGCAAGGAAAGCAGCAGUGACGACGAGGUGGAAAAAGAGUGAACGAAAUUCGUGUAGCCCCAAUCUUACAGACAGCGGCAACUCGUGCAACGACCUCGAAAGCGCAAAAUAAAAGAAGAGACGAGGAGUCAGAGGAUUCAGACAUCGAACAAAUUGAGGGUCGAUUGGACGAUGACAUCAGGUUGAUAAACCCAAAUUUGAGGUAAAAAGGGCUUUUUUCUCAGGGAAAGAGACGCAUUAGCAGCACGAAUCAGACAAAAAGACAAGGAUAAAACGCGGAAUGUCAUGGAGAAAAAACGCGACAAUAACAAGGUUCCAGAAAAAAGUUUUAAAAAAAUAGCAAACAAAAAAUCAGGACAAAGAGGAGAUGCCGAUAGAUAAGCUGCGUGAGGAGUCGCGAAGGCUUUACUUGGCGAAACGAAAAGCGGACAAGUUAGAAGAGCUCGAGGCGAUCGUCCACGACGACGAGACGCUUUUCGCGAAUGAAAAGUAACUGAAAAACCUUAAUCUUGUAAUUUUAUUUUUGAGGCUCACUAAGAAAGAACGAAAUGACAUGGAGUACAGGAGAAAGGUUCUCGAGUACGCCAAGAACCACGACAAAGCCGCCGAUGUGAUGAAGAUCAAGAGGUACGAGAUGUAGACAAGGCUUCUGAAAACGUUUUUUUGUAGAUAUCACUUGCCUGAUGCCACUUCAAGGGCCAUUCCUACAGAUUACGUCGAAGAACCUGACGAGUUCCGUGUAGGAGGUGAGCUUUGAUUCUAAACUGAAGGAAGAAUAGAAGUGAAUUAUCUUGAUUCAGUUGAAUAUUUCAAUGUGAGUUACGGAAAGGUUAGAAAACAUUGUGAGGCUCUUCUGAAAUCCCUGUCGAUGUGUUCAAAGGCGCAUAGACGGGCUUCAUAAAUAUCAUUAGACUAAAAGUCAAGUGUUAUUUUUGUUCUAGAAGGUUUUUACCUCUUCAAAUUGAACUCUUGCAAUCUUCAAGGCGAUGUGAGUUACGGAACUUUUUCAAACGAAUUAUUCAAAAAGCCUUGCAACUCAUUUUUUUAUGUUGAUUCUCAGGUGAUGGCGCUAAAUGGGAGCAGGAACAACUUCUGGCUAGUAUGGUUCAUUAUGGUGCUAAAGACGCGAAGCAGGUUUGAGCCGUGAAAUGUUCCAUUGUGGUUGGGUUUGAACUUCAGAACCAAGAAGAGUUUGAACUGUUGCUCGAUGAGAAGAUCGACUUCAUCCAGGCUCUUCAAAUGCCAGGAACAGAAGAAAAAGACGAAGUAAAUAGGAUCUUCUUUGAAUUAAUAAGUGAAGACUUGAAGAAAGUGACCGAGUCGGAGAAACGGAAAAUGUCCCUCGAGGAGACACGACGGUCUUUGCCGGUGUACGCCUUUCGCGAAGCCUUCAUCGAGGCUGUCAAAGAGCAUCAAGUUAGAAGUUGAGGCCUCGGAGUACCCAGCAAGCGAUUUAGGUACUUAUUAUCGAAGGCGAGACGGGAUCUGGUAAAACGACGCAGCUUCCGCAAUAUCUGUAUGAAGCGGUUCGUUUUGAAAAAAUCGAAUAACAUGAUUGAAAUCAAAGUGAUCAUAAUCUUGAGCUAUCCUGCUCUCAGAAACAAAGUAUUCUGAGAUAGCUAAAAGCCUUCUCUGGUCUUAUCUUCUGACGCUUCCUUUUUAUUGCAAGAAGUUUGAAGGGCUUCUGCGAAGGCGGCAAACGAAUCGGAUGCACGCAACCGCGACGAGUCGCCGCCAUGUCGGUCGCGAGUCGCGUCGCUGAAGAAGUUGGCUGCAAACUCGGCACUCAGGUUCGAGAACUUCAAAAAAGAAGAGGACCGAAGUGUAUAUCAUUGUGGAGAGGUUCAAUGAAACUCGACAUUUUGAGCCAAAAAUACAUUCACUAGUUUUAAAUGUAUCUUCUAGAGAGGGAAUUAUCAUUAGCAGUUCGUUUUCUAAUUUUUGUAAUGUUCACUUUUUUAAUCUUUGUAGAUGCGGAGAAAAAAUUUUUAAAAGGUUGAAACUUGAAAAAUUUGAUAAUGAAGGAAAUUCUCUCAUUAUCAACUUCAAAAAUUAUAGAAACGUUCUCAAAAAAAAUCUAAGAAAGUCUAGAUAAAAUUGUCUCCAACUACACAGAUUCUUAAGCUUCAACGAAGAGCUUUCAAACUUGGAAUAUUUUCCAUUCGUAGCUUCAGAUUCAUAAUAAAUUUAAUAAAACUUUCAAAGUUCCGACAAAAAAGACUCUCUUGGAAGCUGUUUUCGAUUUUUAUGAGGAAAACAAAAACCAAUCUCAGGGACGUUGCAGGUCGGCUACAGCAUCCGAUUCGAAGACUGCACUUCGGAAAAGACGAUGCUCAAGUACAUGACGGACGGAAUGUUGUUGCGAGAGUUUCUCAAUGAACCCGACUUGGCCAGCUACAGGUUGGUCGUUGAAUUAUUUUUGGAAAAUGAGCGGUUCAUAAAAUAUAAUAUUCCAGUGUCAUGAUGAUUGACGAGGCUCACGAACGUACUCUUCAUACAGAUAUUCUUUUCGGUCUUGUCAAGGAUAUUUCGAGGUUUAGAAAGGUAUUUCAAAUUUUGUUUUGAAUUCCGUCUGAGCUUCAGUAAUAACUUUGAUGGAAAAUAUAUUUGACUUGAACAUAAAAGAGCAUACAUUUUUCGAAGCUUCGAUAAGAAAAAGGAAGAUUUUCAAAUUUCGUAGCUCUGGUUCAAGCUUCAGGCUUUUUAGAACAAUUUCAAUGACCUUUUCGAGCUUUGUGAAAUGUCUUUCUUUUUUAUACAGAACGAUUUUCUUUCGAGUUCUAUGAGGGGUUUCUCAUAAUAUCUAGCAGUUCCUCUGACAUUCUGGUCUUUUUAUCAAGAAAAAUAUUUUGAUAGGUUGUAAAUAAUGAUAUGAGAAGUAACUGCAUGGAAAUAAAUAGAAACCCGAAUUCAGUAAAAUAUUUACGAAAAUAUCUUGUCUUAUGAAAUCAUUGGUCAAAAUCUACAAAGCUUGUAGUUUCUGGACUUUAACGAAUGCGUAGUAGAAAUUUCAUUGCAGGACCUGAAACUGUUGAUCUCAUCGGCGACGCUCGACGCGGAGAAGUUCUCUUCUUUCUUCGACGACGCACCCAUCUUCCGAAUUCCCGGCCGACGGUUCCCCGUCGACAUCUACUACACACAGGCUCCAGAAGCCGACUACCUCGACGCGGCCAUCGUCACCGUCAUGCAGAUCCAUCUGACCCAGCCACUGCCAGGAGACGUCCUCGUCUUCCUUUCUGGUGGGCCCAGAAGACGUCGCCGCGUCAUCGCUCUUUUCAGGCCAGGAAGAGAUCGAGUCCGUGCAGGAAGCGCUCAUCGAAAGGACCAAGGCCCUCGGAAGCAAGAUCAAAGAGCUCAUCGUUUUGCCGGUUUACGCCAACCUGCCUUCGGACAUGCAGGCGAAAAUCUUCGAGCCGACGCCGCCAAACGCCAGAAAGGUGGGUUGCUCUCCAGGCUGUUUGAAUUUUCACCCUUUGUUUUUGUUGGAAGAGGAGUUGAAAACAUACGUGGGUUAGAUCCAACCCGAUGGCGAACGAAUGACGGUACAUAUUCGAGUUUUUCGCGCACGAAAUUCUGUGCUGGAAUCCAUUUUUGAAAAUCUCCUUUAGGUGGUUUCUGGCGACAAACAUCGCAGAAACAUCGGUGACGAUUGAUGGAAUUUCGUAUGUCAUCGACCCCGGAUUUUCUAAACAAAACUCUUUUGACGCGAGGAGCGGUGUUGAACAUUUGCACGUCGUCACAAUCUCCAAGGUUUCGCCUCAUUUGAAAUUGUUAGCAUAACGCCAGAAAACGUUAAAAAAGUUGUUAAUAAAAAAAAGAUUUUGACUUCUUGAAAAUAGAUUAUUAUUAUAUGAGACAGAGACGUAUCAGAGUUGAUAAUAGACGGAAGGCGACCACCGGAGGCUGGGCAAAACCAAAGCUCUUCAUAAAAACUCGAAAAGAGAUAAUCUAUAAAAGCCCUUAUCGAGCUAAAAUGAGCAACAUUUUGAGGAGGUCAUAGGGUAUCGCUCUCGUUUAGACUAGAAACGCAGGAAAUAGAGGCCAAUGAGAAGGAAACAGGCUUAAUGUCUGAAAAAAAAACUCAAGGUCGAGUUGUAACUUUGAAUGGGAGUUUGAAGGCAGCUGCCAACCAACGAGCUGGACGAGCUGGACGGACGGGACCCGGCAAAUGUUUCCGGCUCUACACGGCGUGGGCCUACAAGCACGAACUAGAAGAGCAGCCCAUUCCUGAGGUUUUUUUUAAUCUUUUUUUUGUUUGUUUUUUCGAGUAUUGAUAACUUCUUGCAUAUUAUUUUUUUUCAGAUUCAAAGAACCAACUUGGGAAACGUUGUGUUGAUGCUAAAAUCUUUGGGAAUCCACGAUUUGGUCCACUUCGAUUUUCUCGAUCCGCCGCCCCAGGUUACAAAUGAAAAAAAAAGACGCAUAGAGAUAGCUUUUUUCUGUAUUAUCAACUUUACUUGUUGAUUUUAACCCAAUUUAUUUGACUCCUGUCAUAUUAAAAACAACCUUUAGAGACCGAAAAAGGAAGAAAAAAUGGGGUUACUGUGAUUAAGUGCAUCAUUUGAUUCACUUUCUUUUCACAGGAGACGCUGGUCAUCGCGUUGGAGCAGCUUUACGCGCUGGGAGCUUUGAACCAUCGCGGCGAACUGACGAAACUCGGAAGGAGAAUGGCCGAGUUCCCGUGCGACCCUUGCAUGAGCAAAAUGAUCAUUGCCAGUGAAAAGUCGGGUGCAAAAAGUCCUCUCUUCAAUACAGUAACUCUCUUCAGAUACGAAUGUUCUGAAGAAAUCAUCUCGAUCUGCGCAAUGCUUUCCUGUAACGCCGCUGUCUUCUACAGGUCAAUCACAAUUCAUAUUUUUGUUUUUUUUCAUAAAUCGAAUCCUUUUGGACAAAAAUAUAAUUUCAGAUAAUGGUACCUGUAAUCGAUCUUUGUAUAGACUGAAAUUCAAGUGAUUUUUAUUAUUUUUCUUAAAAUACUCUUUUAAGUACAAAGAGGAAUAAAAAAAUGUUUAAUUUUUUUCAAGUCACUUUAUGAGGGAAGGUUUAUGUUAGUUUCGAGGAUUGAGAAACAAGACUAUUGUUCCAAGAAAUGCCAUCGAGAUCAGAGAAACAGUGAAGCUCAGUUCGAGAAUUCACAUUUUGAAAGUUAAAGAGGGUUUUUUUGGUUAGCUCCAGUUCAUAGUUGAGAAAAAAAUAAAUUUUUUUUUCUUCUUUUUUUUUGUUUUUUUAAGAGUUAUAUUCUGAAUCUACAAUGAAUAGGAGAAACUGUCGUUAUUUUCAGACCGAAAGCGAUGGUGAUCCACGCGGAUUCCGCCCGAAAAGGAUUUUGGAGUCCAGCCGGAGACCACAUAACUCUUCUCAACGUCUACAACAAGUGGAAGGAGACCAAUUUUUCGCAGCAAUGGUAAAGGUUCCAUUCAAAUUUUGAACUGACAAUUCUUCCAGGUGCAUGGAAAACUUCGUACAGCACAGAACCAUGAAACGAGCCAGAGACGUCCGAGAUCAACUCGAGGGGCUUUUGGAACGCGUCGAAAUCGAUUUGGUUAGAUUUUUUUUUUUCGGUAGCAUGGAAGAGGCUCAGGAGAUGAGAAAAGAAAUGAGGGAAAGCUAAGUAAAUUCUGAGAGGCGAGCCAGCGUUUGAGAAGGUAUCGUUGAAUUACUGCACGAGCCUAAAAAAAAAAGAAGUCUUGCGUCGAUUUUCAUUGACCUACAUUAGCUUGAAACUCUGCAACUUUUUAUCUGUACUCAAAAAAAGCUCUGGUGAAUCGUGCAAUCAACAAAAAAAGUUUUUUCGUUCUGCGGAAUUGUUUAGAGAAGAUUUUUGCAGAAGUCCUCCACGGAUACCAUCGCCAUUCGCAAGUGCAUCACCGCCGGCUAUUUUUUCAACGUUUCGAAGCUCGAUAACGCCGGUUUGUUUCUUAUGAUUCACGCAAGUUUUCUUAUGUAUAAAAAAUCGAUUCAGAAUAUACGUCCUAUUCAAAACGCGAGAAAUAUAUUUUUUUUUCUGUUGACGAGCAUAUUCAAAAACUCAGUUAUUCUCAAUAGCCUUGUGAUUUUCGUCAGAAAAAAAUAGAAAAAAAUAAAGAUUUUUUUCUGCUCUUUUUAUAGUUUUUGCUGUUUUGCUUACCAACAGUAAGUGUAGAAAAAGUUAAGUCUAAAUACUACACAAAAGUUCAAAAGAUUAAAGAUUUUCUUAUUCAAUUUUUUGGAGAUAUCUCUUUUUUUAGAGAUCUUUUUGUUUAGCAUUAAUUUGUUCUUAUCUCAGGUAAGGUUAUCUGAGAAAUUUCUCCUUUUAAGUAGGUUCGGCAAUUUUCUGUUCUUCGGCACACAAAGUUUUUAAUAGAUUAAAUGAAGGUCCUGCGCGUCUCAGUAUUAGAAAUUUCUUAUUUUUCCAAAACCGAACCCUUUAAAGUUUUUUUAGAAAGUUCUCUCAUUUCGACGCGUGAUGUAUUUUUUUCAACUUUGAAGCUUUUUGAAAACUUUAAAAAAAUUUUUAGUUAGUUCCUAGUCAAAAAAAUACGUAGACCAGUUUUCGGAAUGUUUUAGCAAGUAGUGAAAAGACCUCACCAUUGUGUGAGUAGAGAACGCCAUUUUCCGAGAUUUUUUUUCUAAGUGGAAAAGGACGCCGUUUUGGAAAUGUGAUGGAACUUUUCUGGGAUGUGUUUCAGAGAAAACCCAUCUCCGACUAGAAAAAAAUUUUUUUUGCGUUUUUCCUUUUUGCCGAGCUCAAAGCUUUUUUUUUCUUGGAGAAAAUAUCACAUCCCACAAAUGGAGAAACCACUUUCAUGAUUUUAGAACUUGCUAGAAUUAUGUCGUCGAAACACUUUUAAUUGUACUGAAUACAAACUUUCGGAACUUUUUUUUUCAGAACUGGCGCCUUUCAGUUGAAAUUGCCUUGGAAAAAGCUUUAUUGACGGAAAACUUGAAAUUCUUUCAACGAACAAAAAAUUUUAGACACUGAAAUCCUCAGGAUUUCCUCAAAAUUGUGAGAACCUUUUAGAACAGUCCAGUUUCAGUGCAAUAGUUUUACCUCAACCUCUGUUAUCAGUUCUUGCGAAUAAAAGCCAAUUGCAGGACACUACAAGACGGUGAAACACAAGCACACAGUUCAUCCGCAUCCCAACUCGUGUCUCUUCGAAGUUUUGCCCAAGUGCGUCGUCUACUACGAACUCGUUUUCACCAGCAAGGAAUUCAUGCGCGAGGUCGGUCCUUGCCUAUUAUUCCAACUGCAAGCCUCGACGUGACGUAUUUAAUUAUAUUUUUGAACCUUGUUUGGUUAGGCUCAAUUGCACUUUCCUUGAGAUAUCCACUUAAAAUCGUCUUACCGAGGAACACUUCAGUAAUAUGAUUCUGUUUGAGAUAUUCUCUUGAUGACUAGACUAUUUUUUUUUUCUAAGGAUGGGGGUCCGUCCUUUUUUUUCUGUUUCCGUCCAAUUAGUCUCGAAAACAGAAAAAUGAAGCGUUAAUCCCAUAUAGAAAGCUGAUUGGCUUCUUUUUGUAUUCAAUUCGUUAGGCAUAGAAAAACUCUCUUGCUGAAAAGCUGUAUAAUUUGAGUUCAGAUGUCGGAAAUUGAGACGACUUGGCUGGUAGAGGUGGCUCCUCACUACUACAAGGGUCGGGAGCUAGAGGACUCCAACCGAAAAAUGCCCAAGCAGCGGGGAAAGUCCGCCAAGGAGCUCGAGCGAUAA